AUGAGCGACUACAAUCUGUCCUCCCGGACACAGGUGCCUAUCAUCAAGGUGACGGAUACUGAUGGUAUCUCAUCGAAUCAGUCCGCAAGUCUACAGCAACAUCCAGUAUUCACGAAGCAAAGCCCGCGGCCUGGCUACGACGCUAUUCAGCACCAGGAUUUGAGCAACCCCGAUCACAGUCCCGAAACAUCUGCAAGCAGCAAAGGACUAGGACCAAGAAGACAUCCCCUGCCAGCAUUUUGCCGCCUCCCGCGUGAGCUUCGCGAUAUGGUCUACAAGUUUUACAUACCAGAGACGGAUGGACUAGUAUAUGACCCUGAAACGCGCAACUUCAUGACCACGAGCGGCGAAUCUAUCAACUUGUCAUUUGCGUAUACAUGCCGCGCUAUCUACGAUGAGUUAUGGGAACGCGCCUUUAAGCUCAACAGCAUCAUCUUCCACACCGCCUUCUGCGAGACGAACCGCCAAGAUGCUGGUCUAUGGCAUGGUGGCAUCAGCAAGCUAGACCUGUACAAAGAGAAUCUAGUCGACCUGAUGGCCCGUCGAUACAUGACAACAGCGAUCGAAGAUGAGAUCGCCACUUCGUAUCCCCAAUUCAAGCCGAUACUAUCAAAAUGGCGAGCAGGAGGCGAAGUGACUUGGUUCUCCAACGGCCAUGAUUGGGGUGAGACGCCGUCAAUCUACCGCGACUUCAUCAGUCAUGUCCUGAAGGUCUUGGCGAAGCACCCCAAGUUCCCUAGGAAGAAUACGGACUGGACGCGUAACUUAGGGAUGCCUCAGGAUAGACGAGAUACAUACUGCAACGUCCUUGAGCUUAUCAACUUUCAUCCUGACCCAUGGACCAUACCUAACGCCGAGGAUCUUCGACAUCUUCAGUACGUGUCCGGCGUGACCACAAGAUCUCCAAGGUUCUAUAACGACACGGUGAAGUACAGACUCUCCGCCGCCUCCACUGCGAUCAGAUUUCUGGAGAACCCUCCAAUGAUGGUGCGCAAGCACAUUCGAAACAUUCGAAACAUCAAACUGAUGGAAGAUCGAGAGUCGAUUGCGCACCCAGAGUGCCAUAUGAGAGGCCUCAUCCCCUUCUGCCGCGAGUUACCAGGGCUCCGUAUCGAGCGAAGUAUUAAUCUUUGGACGACGGCGUAUCCCUUCCAUGAGCCGCACCCGUGGCAAACUGUAAGAUGGGACAACGACACUUUUGCACGCGCACGAGUGAAUUGGUCGAUGCCGCCUCGUAUUGCAACCAAGUUCGGGGACGUCAAAUGUGUGAGCAGAGCGAUCGCGCGAUGGAUGACCGAAGCAAGCGCGUUGCAGUCCCUGGGGAUGCCACCUGGCGCCUUCACGUUACUUUUCGAUGGCAACCCUUGCCCCGAGCUGGCCCACCAUAUCUUCCGCACCGUCUUCCAACGCGACGCCGCUUGGCAAACCGCCUUAGACAUGAGCUACGGAUACAUGAGCUACGGAUACAUGAGCUACGGAUACGAAGCUUGGGGCGGGUUAUCGCAACCUUCGUGGUUCGAACGGCGACGUCGUCUUGGCUACAUGUACGAAGACAGCCCCCGACUGGUACGCGAUAUGAAUGUUGGAGGUGCGCUCAUACGCUGCAAUUUCGACAUUGGGCACGAACAUAGUGCUGAGAAAAUCGCAGCGGAACUUCAGUAUUCGGGUAUUGGGGGCUGGGAGAAGAGGUGGCAUGAACACCAGAUUUCUUGGGAUAAUGCCGAUCUGCAACCUUUUCAGCCUCUACCCGACUGGCGCGCCCUGAGAGGAAAACACUUGAUCCCGACAUGA
Messenger RNA from Alternaria ethzedia, 1791 nucleotides. RefSeq lists its product as uncharacterized. The transcript is spliced from 2 exons. The coding region runs from base 1 to 1791 and encodes 596 amino acids. Lineage: Eukaryota; Fungi; Ascomycota; Dothideomycetes; Pleosporales; Pleosporaceae. The record is from RefSeq and is a predicted model, not a curated record.